CUACGGACAGUUCGGGAGAAUGCGCAGCGCGUGUAUCGCGCGCUCUCGUGAUAUCAUUCGAACGAUUCGUUGUGGUGCAUCUUUCUAGGCUGCCCUGUCAUGCACCGAGCUGACGGCGACUGCGCGUCGAAAGUAUGCUCCCCACAUAUCACCAGCUGAAGCUUCAGCUAUGGUGGAUCCUGUCGGACCCCGGUGAAAGCAACGACAGAUACCUAGAGCAGUAUCGAGCCUUCUUCAGCGAGCAGGCCCCACUGCUGGACGUAGACGCAACAUUUUCAUUCGGCGAGGUAUGCCACAAGCAGAGCAGGAACCUUUACAAAGAAUCAAUUUACCAGGUGGAUUGUACCAUCGAGUGGCCUGGCAUCACCUGGUAUGGCCCGUCCAUUAAGCACCUACAGCUGGGUCGCGCAUGGUGCAAUGCCGGUCGUGACCAGGGGUUCAACAAAGCAUUGUUCCAGUGGCUGGUGCCAAGCCUCCUCGAGGCCUUUCAGUUGGCCAAUCACCCCCUGGACCGGAAUGUGGGCCUUUUGUCGUUCUCCUUUGGUACGCUGGCGGAGCUCGGAACAUACGUGCAGCACCAUCAGUUCUCCGCUUAUCUUUAUCGCGGCCACCGUGACUAUUGGGUGGACUCAACAUUCCAGCAUGACCAGCGCAGCCUCCACAUUGGCCUAUUCCUCAACCACCGUAGCGGGUGCGAAGAUCGAGUUGCAGAAUACCGAUUUGUCGUGCCCUAUCUCAACAUCUUGAAGGUGCUGAUAAAUGAAAAGAACCGCUUCGUCGAGCUCUACCUUCACCUCAAGAUACCGCCGAUGUUGAUGGGCAAAGUGUUGAGCGACAUUCCAGCAAGGCCUGGCAGCGCAGCGGCGUCAGCUCCGCGCUACCUUGCCAUCGGAUGCAACUGCAUCGGCGGUGCUGUGCGCAUGGCCUCCCUCUGCGGGGGCCUCUUCCUAAAGCUGAUUGUCCGGGACCACUCCCUGGCAAGGCACGUUGUUGGGCAGUUCUCUCAGCGUUGUGGCCAUGGGACACUCAUCUGCUACGCACCCAUUUGGACGUACUCGUCGAACGAUGCGGCGUUUAAGUGGAGUCACGAGGUUCAGGCCAACCUGCACAUCGCCUUCGAUGUUCUCGACCACAUGGUCCUCAUGUCUGGGUCAGAAUUCAACAACCUGGUGCGGGAGAUCGAGACUCGAUCAGAGAAGGAGCCAUUGGUAGUGUCCAGCAUCGACGCUGGCAACGUUAUGGUGUUUUUGCUUGCCUUCUAUGCUGCCUGCAGCCUGUUCCAUGACGAGAAGCCGCCACAGCUGGCUCGUGGCACCUGCUUUGUACCUUGUCUGUAA
Molecule: messenger RNA, 1337 nt
Organism: Dermacentor silvarum
Lineage: Eukaryota; Metazoa; Arthropoda; Arachnida; Ixodida; Ixodidae
Exons: 6
Coding region: 135-1337 (400 amino acids)
Source: RefSeq, a predicted model, not a curated record